Frankliniella occidentalis (western flower thrips) is the source of this 3557-nucleotide messenger RNA. RefSeq lists its product as uncharacterized. Lineage: Eukaryota; Metazoa; Arthropoda; Insecta; Thysanoptera; Thripidae. The transcript is spliced from 8 exons. Bases 162 to 3239 code for a protein of 1025 amino acids. The record is from RefSeq and is a predicted model, not a curated record.
AGUCCAAUUGUUAUACAAAUAUUAUUUUAUUAGCUACCUUGUUAUAGCAGUCCUGCAAAUGUUGUGUCUAGAAUAUUGUGAGGUGUUUUCUCAGUACACUCUGCAACAAUAGUGAAACAAUCCAAUUUUCCGAACGGCAAUUUUAACGGAACACUGACAUCAUGGAGGUAAUGGAAGAGGGCAAUCUCAUGGACAGAGUGCGCAUUCUGCUCCAAAGGGACAUGGCUUACUACCAGGCGAACCAGGCAGUCCUUCAUGAAACUUUGUGCCCGGGAGUCGUUGGAGGCUUGUUGGACUUCCCUCACUAUGCAUCGUUCGCUGCCUACAAGCUGGUGCUGUGGUGGGAGGAGGAGUACCAGGCUGCCUUCCGUAAGCCGUCUGGCCUCCUAGAGCAGGACUCCAACGGGCAGGAGGUGGCCGCCUCCGACCCGUCGCUGGAGCGCGGCUGCGGAGGCGUGGCCAAAACGAGCGCUCCGAAGGAAUUCGUCCAGCUGACGGCCGAGUCUGGAGAACAGAUCCUAGAGCACCUCCACGCCCUGUCCCAGGAGGCGCUUGACCACGCCGACCUCACCGUCUUGGCCGCGACCUUGGGGGCAGCCGCGUUGCUCCGGUCCUGGCUCUGGUGCUACCACCAGCUGCUCGUCAAGGCCCGACAGGAGGGGCUCUCCCUACACGCGAGUCAGAAGCAGUUCCACUCCAUGGCCGAGGCGCUCGCCGAGCGUCUACUCGACUUGCACUGUCGGCUGCUGUCCCUCUACGUGCUGCAGGACGCCGACUCGUUGCACUGGGAGAACACGCGCCCGUUCUUCGAGGGGGAGCGCGGCUCCGUCACGGUCCAGAUGUGGUGGCUGUACAUGCAGGGUAAGCAGGGUCGCAGCCGCAGGCUGGCGGUGCAGGACCGCGGGACUUCCCUCUGGGACUGUAGGACCCCCUCCUUUGCCAUAGGGACGCGCACUGACCUGUGGAACACGGUGCCGCCGCGCACGGCGCAGCGCGUGUUCGCCGGCAUGCUCAACGAGUCGCUCACCAUCCUGGUGGCGAGGUACGCCGCGGCCGAGCCGAGCGCGGCGCGCGCCCCGCUGCUCGUCACGGACCUCAUCAACAUGCUGCUGUGCACGCGCGAGUUGGCCGUGUCCGUGUGCGCGGACGCAGCUGAGCUGGUAGGGCUGACGCAGCGCUCCAAGAUCACCCGGGACGUGCACGCCAAGUGUCACGAGCUGCUGACCACGCUCCUCCUGAGGGGCUGCCCGCUCGACGCGCUGCUUCGCGCCAUGAGGAAGGGGCUGUGCGGCCCGGGCCCGGCCGGUGCGCCCGCGGGGCCCGCACCCUGGGUACAGCUUGUGUCCCCGCAGUACCUCCGCGGCCGGCCGCGCACCUACCUGGACCUGGAGGACGGCGCCGCCAUCUCCCUGGAGUUGGCCGUCCUGCUGGCGCAGCCCCAGCCGUCGUGGCCGCUGCUGUUGCGGGUGCUCAUGAUGCGGAACUGUCGCGUCGCGGCGCUGUUGUUGCGGCGCCUGAUCUGCGGGGAGGGCGACGCCGCCGUCCCGGCCACCCCGACGGGCAAGGCGACUGUCGGCGCCGAGACCCAGGGUGGGGCCGAGUGCGGCCGCUUCCUCUGCAGAGGUGACUGCACGCAGAACGCGGUCGAUGGCGUGUCGGCCGCGCAGGUGGAGAAGGCACUGGUGCACGUCAUCGCUUGCGUUGGCGGCACCAAGGCGUUGUCCGCCUCUUUGCUGCCCGCCCUCGAGUCGCUGGCCACAAGCGCGGCCGAGACCGCCGCGGCCUCUGCCACGGCGUACAUCGGCCCGGUCGUAGAGUGGGGUGGCGCCUUCGACCGGCGGCAGGUGUGGAACCUGCAGCGGCCGCCGUGGAUGGACGCGCUCAUCACGCCGCUGCAGCCCCUGCUCCAGGCCACCGUCACCACCAUCAUGGCCUCGGCGCAGGCGGGCGCGUCCACACGCGACCUGCUCCCGCUGGCGCUGACCUGCCUGGCGCAGCUCGCGCCGUGCCUGCCACCCUGGCUGAGCUCCACGGCCUCUGCGGUCGGGGACCUGCUGCCCGCCGACGUGCACCCCGUGGGCGGCUCCCCGCUGCUGCAGGUCGCCCUGGCCGGUCUGUACGAGGCGCUGACGCGCGCCGCCUCCACUGCCGACCACACCCACGGUCACGCAUUGGGUGUGCACGCGGCCGCGGCCGCAGGCCAACUGGCAGAGGCCCUUUGUCGCGUGGACGAGGACGAAUCGCUACGACCCGGCAUACAGGAGUUCCUUCACGCCGCCCAGGAAUAUACGGGGACUGAUACAUGGGAUUGGCGAGCAGUCGAGGAGUCCCUGCCAACAGCUGAAUUACUUGUGUCCAAGAUACUUCUUACGAACGAUGGCCGUCAGGCUCUCAAAGUCAUGUAUCAAUACAUGCAACAGAAUGCUACGUGGACUUUGGCAGCAAUUGGUCGUGCAGGAGAUUACAUAGUGAUUCCCCCCCGGCCCUUACUUCACACUAUGUUUCACAUAGGUAACCGCCAAUUUGAUCAGUUUUUGGCGGGGACCUGGUCCCCAGACUGGUCCACUUUACUUCAAGCCCCGCUUGGUCUCACUAGAGAGAAGGUGUGGAAGCAGCUUCAAAAAAGAUCAGAGUUCUCUGAUUACAAGUCAGAUCCAAAGCAGCUUAGUCAGCAUGAUGCUAUUGUGGUUGAGAAAAUGACAGAAAUGUUUAUGCAUGAAGAACUCAACUCUAUCUCCACUACUGUAAUGAACCAAAAUUCUCCCUCAAAAGAUGUCAUACAGAAGAGUAAAAGAUUAUCAGCCCAACAAGUUAUAAUGGAAAACACAUUGGUUUCUGAUGUGCCCCAAGCAGAGCCUGGUUCUAAAACCAAACCCAAAAUACACGAAGAGAAAGAGUCUCAUCAGUCUAACAAGAGUAAAGGUGAACCAAACCAAGCUGAUAAUCCUCUGGAGACCGAUGCAGAAAGAAAUAUUUCAUCACUACCAACACCAACAGAUAAUCAAAGAGGAAAGGGAGAAAAAUCAAAGAAAGACAAAGUGUCUAGUGGCGAUGAAGUAAAGAAAAAUAGUGCAUUAAAUGAAGAGACACCUAGAGUAUCCUCUGAAACUAGCCUAAAAAAUUGUUCCCAAACUUCAAGUGUUUCAAAAGUAGAAACUUCAACAACAGGUUUGAAAAAGUCAAGCAAAGAACAUUCAUCCAAGCCACCAAAAACCAAAGAUAAAGGUCUCAAAGAAUGAUAAAUGUAACCACACACAGGAAAUGGAGUUAACGUAAGACACAUACCGGUAAAUGUAUUGCAUAUUUGCUGAAACAAUGAAUACCUUCAUACAAUAAUGGGUGGUGGAAAAGUACCAAGCAACUGGAAAAGAAUUUGUACUAUAAUUGAAUUUAGAUGUACUUGCUUAUAGUUUAAUUAAUGUGAACAAUAAAGUUAAUAAAUUAAUUUUGAGUGCAAAUAAAAUACUUAUUCUAGAAUUGCAUUUAAAAUGUAUGAAACUGUAAAAUUGAUUACACGCCUCUAUUUGAUGAGUGUUAAUAAAAGUCUUCUUCAUCUA